Messenger RNA from Hyaena hyaena (striped hyena), 2059 nucleotides. Its product is annotated as retinol dehydrogenase 12-like. Lineage: Eukaryota; Metazoa; Chordata; Mammalia; Carnivora; Hyaenidae. The record is from RefSeq and is a predicted model, not a curated record. The transcript is spliced from 6 exons. Bases 1 to 993 code for a protein of 330 amino acids.
AUGUUGCAGUGGCCUCUACUCAGCACCCUUGUCUGGAACCCUGGCUCUUUCCUGCUCAUUCUGGUCCUCCUGCUUAGACUAUAUGUGUGGCUCUGGCAUAAGUAUUGUCUUUGGGACCUCCAGCAGUGCUCCACAGACUUGACUGGGAAGACAGCAGUGGUGACUGGAGCCAACAGUGGUAUUGGGAAAGCUGUGUCCCAGGAGCUGGCUAGCCGUGGGGCCCGGGUAAUCCUUGCCUGCCGUAACUGGAAACGUGGACAGCAAGCCCUAGCUGAGAUCCAAGUAGCCUCAAAGAACAACUGCCUCCUGCUUGGCCAGGUGAACUUGAGCUCUAUGGCCUCCAUCCGUAGCUUUUCCCGGUGGCUUCUGCAGAAGUGUCCUGAGAUUCAUCUGCUGGUUAACAAUGCUGGAAUCUGCGGAGUCCCCAAGACACUUACCCCAGAGGGUCUUGAUCUCACCUUUGCCACCAACUAUGUUGGGCCCUUUCUGCUUACAAAUCUACUCCGAGGGGCCCUACAGCGGGCAGGGUCAGCCCGGGUAGUAAAUGUGUCUUCCUUUCGGCAUGCACAUGGGUAUUUUGAUGAGGAGCAUCUGACAGGAGCUGGUAAACCCUUGAACUUUAACCAGAAUUACGACUGCAGCAAACUACUCUUGACCUCCUUCACUGGGGAGCUUGCCCGGAGACUUCAAGGGACAGGUGUGACUGUGAACUCUGUGGACCCAGGUAUAGUGUACACAGAGAUCAUGAAGCAUUUUUCUUGGUUUUACCGCUUCCUCUUCUGGCUCUUCACCGCCUUCUGCAAGAAUUCCAGACAAGGUGCAAUCCCAGUCCUCUACCUGAGCUUAGCAAAAGAGCUGAAUGGCAUUUCUGGAAAAUAUUUUAGCAGUUCCUGUAUAAUAACUCUUCCAGCAAAAGCUGCUCAGGAUCCUCAAGUGGCCCAAAGGCUCUGGAAUGCCUCGGUCCACAUAACAAACCUAGACAAGAUGGACUGAUCCCCUGUGCCCCCUUGCAAUCCUCACUGAUUACCAGCCCUUACUCUGAUCGUCUGUUGGCUCCAAGUAUCAAUCACCUUGUCUAGUAUAGUGAUUACUUCCUCUUCCUGUUGGCUUAGUGGCAUGAGAGCUCAGAUUAGCUAGGGGACAGUUUUAGCCUCUAAUUUACUGCCAGUUCUCUAAUGGAAGUAUUCAUCCCUUGGGUACUGGGAUCUCCAAAUCUACAGAAUCCCAUGUUGUGGUGACUGGGAGCAAAACUCCUUCCAGUGGGGAUUAGGGGUCCUGGUAAGAAGGGAAACUUCCACCUGUACCUCUUAAUUUCUGCAUAUAUACUUCCUGACUUUGGGGGAGACAGCACCACUGUGUGGUGCCCUCUUGAUUAAAGCAUAUACCACCUGUAUAUGCUGUAGGAUAGCAGUCUGACUUUGCAGAGUGUUGUCUCAACUGAUACUGUAACUGAGCCUGCAGAUGAUUAUUCCACAUUUCCAUCAAACCAGCUGCUCCUGGGUGAUGAGCCAAGCAUUAAGAUCCAUGAAUUGUGGUGGUGGGAGCCCAUUGCUUUUUUCAUUGGGUUUUGGUUCAUCUAUGUAAAUUUUGGAAUCAGCUCUUUAAAUUUCACACACACAAGAAUACUUUUUGUGGCUGUAUUCCAUCUACUUGGGAGGAUUGAUAUUUUUAUGAUAUCCAGUUUUCCUAACCUUGAACAAGUAUACUCCUAUUCAUUUAACUCUUCUUAAUAUCUUUACCAAAUUUUCAAUAAUUUUGUAAAUGAAGAUCUUGUACCAGCUUUACUAUAUUUUAUUCAGGUAACUUAAUUUUGAUGCUAUUGUAAAUGGGGCUUUAACCUUGGUGUGCUGAUUGUCUAUCAAACAAUUUCGAUAAGUUGUCAGAUUUUAAUGUGGUAUCUGUAGGUGCUUUUGGUUUUUCUACAUAGAAAAUCAUUCCAUCUAGGAAAAAUAAGUUUUACUCUUUCCCUUUCAAGUAUUCUAACUUUUGUUUCUUUUUCUAGGAGUCCCUUAUAGAUUUUCCAGUAUUAAACCAACCUUGCAUUUCUGAAGUAGACCCA